Closterium sp. NIES-67 is the source of this 1188-nucleotide messenger RNA. Lineage: Eukaryota; Viridiplantae; Streptophyta; Zygnematophyceae; Desmidiales; Closteriaceae. The record is from the annotation of a GenBank genome assembly.
CAGCUGGUGACAUCCUGCGCUUCCACGCUGUGUACUGGCCCGCCAUGCUCAUGUCUGCCGGCUUACCGCCCCCAACCACUGUGUUUGGCCAUGGCUUCCUCACCAAGGACGGCCAUAAGAUGGGCAAGUCCCUGGGCAACACCAUCGACCCCCAGGAGCUGGUGACCAGCUUUGGCGCGGACGCAGUGCGAUACUUCUUCCUACGGGAGAUCGAGUUCGGCAGCGAUGGGGACUUCUCUAGAGAGCGAUUCAUUAACAUCGUCAAUGCCAACCUUGCAAACACUAUCGGCAACCUGGUGAACCGCACCCUGGGUCUGCUGAAAAAGAACUGCGCCAGCACUCUCAGCAUCGGCUCUGCUGCUCUGCCCCUGGAUCACCCUCUUCGCACCGCCACUGCUGCAUCUAUGGCGACAGCAGCAGCCUGCUACGCGGCUCUUGACUUCAGUGGUGCGUGUGAGGCGAUCCUGGCGCCAGCAGCGGCUGGGAACGGGUUUCUGGAGGAGAGGGCGCCGUGGAGCAAGUUCAAGAAGGGAGGAGAGGAGGCUGAAGAGGCGGCUGCGGACCUGGUGGCGGUGUUGGAGACGGCUCGCUGCGUGGCGGUGGCGCUCUCCCCCAUCACCCCCACUCUCUCCCAGAGCAUCUACACCCAACUGGGCUUCUCUCCUGAACAAUACUCUGCCAUUCAAUGGGCUGACACACAGUGGGGUGGGCUCAAAGCAGGGCAGCAAACAGCAGAGCCGGCACCUGUGUUUGCGAGGAUAGAGCAGGAGGGGGAGGGGGAGGAGGCGGGGGCACAGGCGGGAGGUAAGGGCGGGAAGGGGAAGGGGAAGCCUGCAGGGGGGAAGAAGCAGCAGGGGAAGAAAGGGAAGGAGAAGCCUGCAGAUGUGACAGAGUCUGUGAGCUCUAGUGUCAGCUGAGCCGGACGUGGCAGCAGGUGCACUUGUUUCAAUUGGUAUACAAUUUGAGCUAAGCUCUAGUGCUAGAAUGAGUCCCUGGCAUUCAUUUUGCUGUUUUCACCGUCUCAAAUGCUGCUGUGGAAUGGUGGUCGAGCAAGUGUUGACAGGUGCAAGUUCACUAUUAGUGCUGCAUUAUAUUUUAUAAAUCUGUGUUGGUUUCUACAAAUCAUGCAAGCUGUACUGAGUUCUUGCUUGGGUCGCCCAGUUCAUGUAACAAAAAUCUGGUGUCUAG